Diachasma alloeum is the source of this 6625-nucleotide messenger RNA. RefSeq lists its product as uncharacterized. The transcript is spliced from 4 exons. The record is from RefSeq and is a predicted model, not a curated record. The coding region runs from base 2237 to 3241 and encodes 334 amino acids. NCBI's taxonomy places the organism in Eukaryota, Metazoa, Arthropoda, Insecta, Hymenoptera, Braconidae.
CUACCUCCACAGCUAAACGCACGAACAAAUCGACUCUGCGCGAGAGAUACACACACUCUGUGUUCCCGUUUUCGUCAAGGCGUAUAUCCCACAAGCAAAACCGAACAAGAGAGAGGCCCCGAACCAAAUAACUAAGUGAGUGUGAGUGUGAUUGCCGAUAUACCCCGUGGUUUGAAGGUGAGGCGCAGGAGGUGAGGGCUCCAGAGGAGACUACUGCUGCUGCUCUAUCACAAUUUGUGAAGUUGGUGAGCAAUCGCAAGCCGGGGGCAUUUUAAAUAGGAUUCGGUGAGAAAGAGAGGGAGAAUAUAUUUGAGAGAGAUAAUAAUACGUACGAGAGAGAGAGAGAGCAAGAGAGAGUGAGGGAGAGAUAAAAAACACGUCGGGUUAUUUUUUAUGUUAUUGCUAACGUUUUGAUUCUGUAUAUCUACGAUAUAUCGCUGUCCAAUGCUCGGUCAAGGGGUAUAUACCGUGUUGUCGUGUCAAUUUAUCAGUUUAUUUAACAAUAGUAGAUUUUGGUUUUAACACUGUAACGUAUUAUGAGUGAUGUAUACUAUUUUGGAGUAGAACGGAUAAAUGUAACGAGUGACAUCGACCAACAAGGACAACGUCGAAUGAAAAAUACGUCUAUCUCGGUUACAACUGUAGUCCAUCAAAGUCAAAUUUCAAAGGAAAGUUGGUAGUAAAAAGUGUCAGUGUGGAUUUUUACAUAUUUCAUAAAUUGUCAAUCCGGGAGAAUCAUAAAAUUGAGGGAUAAAAAUUUUAUCGACCAAAAAUAAGAGACUGAUAUAAGAGCAAACAUAAAUCCGGCGAGUACGUGGAGAAAGGAGUUUCGUGUCUGCACAUUUUAUUUUUCAAACGUAUAGAAAAAUCUUGGAGAGGUUUUUCAACAUUGAAUUUUGCAAGUCACAUAUUAUUUUUUGAAAUUCAACGGGGAGCAAGAAAUCUCCUGGAAAGCAACGUGCGAGGAGCGAUCGUUCAGCCGAGACCGGUGGCAGUCGCGGCGAGUGACACGGUCGAAAUUUUCGUAUAUAAUAUACGAGGUGCUUUAGUUGGUUUCCACGCCGUAUAUAUUUAUAUAUACAUGUGCAUAUAUGUGUUGAGGGUGCAUGUGUAGAGUCACUGCUGGAUACGGUUGGUGGGGAUAGAGAGAAAGGGAGAGAGAGAGAGGCAGGAGUUAACCGUAGGAUCGCGAAGAGGCGGGUAUAAAGGCCCCGUGCAGUGCUGCCCCCUAUUGGCUCAGACUUUGUGUUUAUCCCCACUCUUGUGAGUAGAGGAGAGGGACAACGAGAUCGUGUGGUAGGGAGAGAGAGAGGGAGAGAAGAGAGAAACAGUCCAUCGAGUAGUACGUAGAGCCCCAGAGGAGAACGGGGUUUCCAAGAGAGUGUGCCGUGUUAGAGCUCGAUCGCGCGAUUCCCCACCACAGGACGUUUGAAACGUAUGAAAUUUCGCAAGCACUACUGACGGAGUAUAUUGCGCCCCACGAGUCACAUCGUGAUAUCGCUCGUGGUGCACGGUUUAAAGCCAACAAAACAAUAAAAACGAAGGAAAAAUCAUUAUUUGAAAGGAAAUAUUUGAAACAAUAUUAGACAUAAUAUUCAACGAUUUUCUUUGUUUAUAUCGUCAUUCGUUCCAAGGGAAUUUGUGGGAUAAACCGAGCUGAGAGAGUGAAAACCAGUUGCCGAGGAAAUACAGUCUCACGUCAAUUCACGAGGCAUAAAGGAAGCAGCAGUUGAUUCUCAACUUUGUGUUUUUUCAAUAAUAAAAACAUACAGUGAAAUACGUCGAGAGGAGAUUCAAAGAAUUGAGUAGUUUACGUUUGAAAUUUGAGGGUAAAAAAUACAGGAGCGCGCCGCGCACAAACCGCAGACCUGUCUCUCCGUGGAUAAUCCUCGUAUGUCCGCGCUCGUUGUGCCGCCGCCGGCUAAACGAAGGGGAUUCAAACCAGACAGAGGGUGAAAUAGAAUAUCUCGCGCCGGGCAGUGUGAGACGCGCGUGCGGAGUGAAGGAGGAGUUGCUAAAAAACAACUCCAACAGUGAGAAACAUAUAUUUGCAUUGAAGAGGGAGAAAUACAGAGUUUGGAUAGCUGCGAUAACUCUCAGCAGUGGAUAUUUUCGAGGACUGAGGGAGGAAGAAAAAGAGGGACAGAGGCUGUAAAAAACGAGUGAGAUAUAAAACGACGAUUUUUCCUCGCAAUACGCCAUCUCACGGACAUAGAAAGAAACAUAGUUUAUCACAAUGGCUUCCGUGAAAGACACGGCGACUUUCUUCACUGAGGGUACAACAAGUCAAUUCGAACACGUAUUAAAAUUGUAUCCACAGGCCCUCAGAUUACAGGCAGAUAGGAAAAAGAAAAAACCCGAGGAGCUUGUCAAAUUGGACGACUGGUACCAAAAUGAAUUGCCUAAGACAAUCAAGUCACGUGGAAAGGACGCCCAUCUCAUUCACGAGGAGCUUGUGCAGACGAUGAAAUGGAAACAGACCCGUGGAAAGUUCUAUCCCCAGUUGAACUACUUGGUAAAAGUAAAUACACCCCGUGCAGUGAUGGCUGAAACGAAGAAGGCAUUCAAAAAAUUACCAAAUUUGGAACAAGCUAUAACAGCACUGUCGAAUCUCAAAGGUGUGGGUACAACAAUGGCAUCGGCACUGUUGGCAGCGGCAUCACCCGAGAACGCACCAUUCAUGGCUGAUGAGUGUCUUAUGGCGAUACCCGAGAUCGAGGGAAUUGACUAUACGACCAAGGAGUACCUCAAUUUUGUUCAACACAUUCAGAAUACAGUCGAGAGGCUCAACAAACAGACGACAAAUGGAAAAUCCUGGAGUCCUCACAGAGUUGAGCUGGCCCUGUGGACUCACUACGUUGCGUCAGAAUUGAAGCCAGAAUUGCUGGAAGGCAUUCCAGGAGCAACAGAAAAUGGAAAUACUCAUGCAUCGAGCAAUGGUGAAGCAACAGAGCCAUCGGACGACAGCAAUUCAGAGGUAGCUGUUGUCAACGGCAAGGAGCCAACAACAAUAAAUCCAGCAGCUAUAGAUGAGAACAGCACUACAACAUCAUUCACUGAGGAUUCACUUGACAAACCACCAACACCAAUAACAGCCGCUGUACCAAGUGAAGAUACUAAUGAUUCAAUUGCAACUAACGAGAAUGAGGACUGUAGCAAUACACCAAGAGCGACUGACAGUGAGGAUACGGAGGACUCGCAGGACGCACAGGAGCCACCAGCCAAGAAAACUAAGAAGUGACCCCAGGGCCAUAAUACUAUUAAACAUCCUGUCCAUAGCCUCGUGUCGGCCGCUAAUAUGACACCCAUCACGGCAAGACGCUUCUAAUCUGUGUUUUUAAAAUCCACUCGAAGUAACAGAAAAAUAAGCAAACUGAAUAAUUUGAAAUAAUUUCGAUUAUUAUCCACUUAACUCCCGCCUCUUUAUCAUCACCAACAUCCCUCAGAGUUGUGGAAAUUACGUAUAGGUCUUUGGUAGUAUUUAAUUAUACUCGUUUACAUUUUCUGCGUGUCGACAGUAUUCGUCGACUCUUUAGACAUCGCGAUAAAAAAAAUUACAUGGACUUUCUUUUCCUCCUCCUUAGCUCGAGAAUUUAGUUUACUAUCGCUUAUUAUUUUCAUCAGGUGUUUGGUGGAAUGAUGGAACUAUGUAGGUAAUUUUGUAUAUUGAAUUUUAUUUUCAUGCAUUUAAAGGACGCUUCGAAAAUUGACUCUGAUCCUGUUGAGAUUUCGAGUAUAAAUUUACUAGGGAGUAAUUGAGUCAUUUGAUGCAGAGUCUUGAGGGAAACUGGUUGAUUUAAUAAUUAUCGAGAGCGUUUAAUUUAUCAUUUCUAUUAAUUCUUCUACUUUGAAUGUAAAAGAUGAUAAUCGAGUGACGAAGAGAUUGUAGUGACAAAAAGUAAUCGAAAAUGAAAAAAAUUAUGAAGAAAAUUACUAGAUGAUGAAUGGAAAUUAUAAUAAUAAUAAUGCACCAACCCGUGACCAGGCACGACGGCGGUAAGCUGAUUAUGAUGAUAAAAUAAUAAUAUUAAUGAUUAAUAAUAAUUAUAAUUGUAAUACCGAAAUCAUUACCAUAAUUUAUAUACCUUACACGAUGAAGUAAAAAACCAAUAAAUGAAAGAAAAAAAAUAAAACUACAUGUCGUGAUGCAUGGAGUUAAACCAAAUACCUUGUAAGUAAAACAUUAGAAAAUGAAUGAAAAAGUAAUUAAUUCCAAGGGAGUAAACAAAUUAGCGAAAAUGUCCAUCAAAAAUUUGAUGUGAAAUGAAGAAAACAAAUCCAUUUACACACACAUACAUACAGACACACACACAUUACAGACGAUGUCAAGAUUUUUCUGUACAGGGAUUUAACUAGUAUUUUUGCAUAAUAAUUGAAUGAGAAAACGUGAAAAAUACGAGAGGUAUAAAAACGAAAAAAAAUCACAUAACUCAGAAGAAAAAGACAACAAAAAAACGGGAGUAAGAAUUGUAGGAGUGUGUUUCAACCGAAUCUACAAGUGACGCAUGUAUGAUUUGUUUUUUUUUCGCGCAAAUGACGAGUGACUGAACAAUUAUUAUUCCUUUCUUUCCCUUGAACAAACUAAAAAUAAAUAAGUAAUGCUUCGCCAUUAACGAUCAUGCGACAAUUGUUUUUCUGUUAUUACAAACGUAAUAAUACCUAAACAUAAACUACAUAGAUUGUGAUUUAGAUGAAGAGAACUCCAUUUGUAAGGGCAGACUAUUUCGAAUUAAAGAGGCCAUUCUCUGCGCACUGUCUAAUGACAUUAAAUAAAACUUGAAAAAAAAACUUACAAUUUUUCAAUACUUCAGGAAAGUCCCUUUACUUCAAUGUACUUUAAUAUUCAUACGUCAUUUUAUUAUACUAUUCACACUGAGAUUAGCGUGGAAAGCGCAAUUUUAGUUUUUUAAUUCAUACAAAUCUUUAGAAUCACUUGAAUUCCCUGAAUCGAAAACAAUUGCAUUAUUAACUCGCGGAGAACUGAACAUUCCACAAUGAUUAACAUUUCAAUUGAGAGAAAUAGUCGAUCGGGCAUUGGAUACACACAGCCCCCCACCCAUUCCCCCCGCCCCCCUCCCCUUCCAGAGGUGUACGCACGUCUCCGAGAGUCGAUGGCAUCGAUCCACGAGGGCUUGAACAAUUAUUACUCCAUUUCUUUUGCUCUUAUCGUCAUAACUUCACUCAGACGGAAGUUAUGAAGGUGGAUGGGAAACGUCGUUUAUUUCCGGUAUUGAUUGGCGCGGAAACGUCGGGAGGCGAACUUCGUACUCUUCUUUUUUCCCCUGUCAUCUUUCAAAUUUCCCCCUCCCCCCUCUCUGUUUUAUGAUUACCAGAGCACUGAUUACAAAGACACGCAAUUUGCAAAAGCUUCACUCUUUCAUCAUGGUAAUUAAACAAAAACGACAUCUCGACAAUUACCGAAAUGGCAUUAUAUCAUUAUUAUCAUUAAUGAAUAUGAAUAUUUCAAAUGCGCGACAUUUCACGCAGAAGAAGGAUGAAGAAAAAUAUGAAACCUGAGGGUGGUUAUGGGCUCGUUUCAGGGCGUGAACGUUUUUAUAAACGUUAAUGUAGCGAUUAGGAGAAUGAGGAAAUAUAGUGUAAUAAUAAAAAAAAACAAAAAUGUGCGGAGCACUGCCACGGAACGACUUGCCUGACGACAUCCCCCUGGGUUGGAUAUAUGCAUAAAUAAACGUGAUACGUGAUAUAUACACAACUAAAUUCAUGUGCUUGCGGUAAAAUGCAGAGAGAAAAAAAACAUUGAAGAAGGAAAUGACAAAUGUUUAGAUGUUAAGUAAAAAUCGUAUUGUCGAUUUUUAAACUGAUGGAAUAGAGUGAAUGAGUAUAAAACAAAAAUAAAUUAAUAAAUAUAUUAUAAAUAAAUAAAGAACAAGACUUCUCAUAUUGUACCUCGUAUUAGAAUCCUGGAACAAUUUAUAUAUAUAAAAGUAACGAUUAAAAAAAAAAAUACAAAACAUUAUCCUAGCGCUGGAUACUAUAAAUUUAGAUAUUUCACUUAUGGCCUUAAAAUGCAGUUACGAGGAAAAUGGAAAAUAAGCAAGACGCAAGAACUACCGAUUCAUUAAAAACACUAGUUUGUUUUUUUUUUCAUUAGUUAUUUAACGAGUAUCAUUACUGGUUGUUCGAACGUAAGUAAUAAAAACAAGAAGAUAUUAAUUGUAAAGAGCGUAACGAUGAGAAAAAUGGAUAAUGGGUAUGAGAGAGUUGAAUGAAUGUAUGGGAUUCGUGUGAAUCGAUGAAGAAACAUCUCCGUAAUAGUAUCCGCUCGUAGUGUCGUUUAGUGCGCUGAUUGCGGGGCGUGAUAUACCGAUGAAUAUAUACGAUACACACAAGAAAUAUACUGCAUAAUAAGAGAGAAUGCAAGGAUAACGACGUUACUACCAAUGUUGAGCGAAUGAAAAAAACAAAAAUAAUCCAAGUAGAACCUACACACUUUGCGUUAUUAAAAUAAUACUGAGGCAUGGGGUGUCACGGCGGUUGUCCAUUUGGCGUUAUAAUGAACAAAAAAACAAUGACUAGAAAAUAAUAAUGAUUGUAAUUACUGGAGUGACGUAUUAAUUGUAGCGAAGGAUUAUUUAAAAAAUAAAAACUACACGGUGAAUCUCAA